This is a messenger RNA of Lactuca sativa (garden lettuce), 989 nucleotides long. RefSeq names its product leucine-rich repeat protein 2. The record is from RefSeq and is a predicted model, not a curated record. NCBI's taxonomy places the organism in Eukaryota, Viridiplantae, Streptophyta, Magnoliopsida, Asterales, Asteraceae.
UCAUUACAAGUUCACAGCCAAAACGUGAGACUUUUCCAUGUCCUUUCCUUUCCAUCGAGUUUACUUUGACCAUAUACAGUUAUACACCUCUUCCCUACCCAUCUUCUUCAUAACCCCACUCCAAAAAUCCUUUAAUUCUCAUAAAAAUGGCGUCUUUUAGCUUCUCAUUGUUCCUUCUAUCAGUCUCCCUCUCUCUCAUUCCCAUACUAUGCACCAAUUCCGAAGGAAAUGCUUUGCAUGCUCUUAGAAGCAAACUUUCUGACCCUAAAAACGUCUUACAGAGCUGGGAUCCUACCCUUGUAAAUCCUUGUACCUGGUUCCAUGUUACCUGCGAUGCUAACAGCCAUGUUAUUCGAUUGGAUUUGGGAAAUUCCAACAUUUCUGGAUCAUUGGGUUCUGAGCUUGGUGAACUCAAGCAUCUUCAAUACUUGGAGCUUUACUGGAACAAUAUCGGAGGCAAAAUCCCGAAAGAAUUAGGGAACUUGAAAAACCUUGUUAGCAUGGAUUUAUAUGGCAACAAUUUCGAAGGGGAAAUCCCAAAAUCAUUGUCUAAAUUGAAGUCUCUUAGAUUUCUGCGAUUAAACAAUAACAAGCUGUCAGGCCCCAUUCCAAGAGAGCUCACAACUCUUUCUAACCUUAAAAUUUUUGAUGUUUCUAAUAAUAAUCUUUGUGGAACAAUACCUAUUGAUGGUCCUUUCACAAGUUUCCCCAUGGAAAGUUUUGAAAACAACAAAUUAAAUGGACCAGAGCUGCAAGGACUCGUUUCUUAUGAUUUUGGAUGCUAAAUUAAGGAAAUGGUUGAUGCUUGGAUUUAUUGAUGAUGUUCAUUGUAGUUGCAACAAGUCAUUACCAAGAUAUAAUCUUUUCAUUAGCCCGAGAUCUGUUUUCUAUAUUUGUCUUUUGUAUUUAUAAUUAAUCUUAAAAGACAGAAAAGGUAUAUUUUUAUUGUGUAUCGUAUUAAUGGAAUUAUAGUUGAUUUGAUGCUGGUA